Molecule: messenger RNA, 1654 nt
Organism: Galeopterus variegatus (Sunda flying lemur)
Lineage: Eukaryota; Metazoa; Chordata; Mammalia; Dermoptera; Cynocephalidae
Gene: DLK1
Product: delta-like 1 homolog (Drosophila)
Exons: 6
Coding region: 1-1275 (424 amino acids)
Molecular function (GO): Notch binding; calcium ion binding
Source: RefSeq, a predicted model, not a curated record
AUGGCUCCUCCCGAGGGAAUCCCUGCCCACGUCCUGUCGGUGGCCCAGCUGGCAGGCUACCCGCCAACCGUGUGGAGGGAGACAGGGCGGCCACUCGCAGCUGCGCCAGCUCGUCUCUGCCUGUGUCGAGUGCCAGUGCAUGACCAGGCUUCGCAGCCCUGGGGGUUGAAAAGACCUGAGCAGGGGGGAGGGGCUGAAUGCUUCCCGGCCUGCGACCCCCAAAAUGGAUUCUGCGAGGAUGACAAUGUUUGCAGGUGCCAGCCUGGCUGGCAGGGUCCCCUCUGUGACCAAUGUGUGACCUCUCCUGGCUGUGUCAACGGACUCUGCGAGGAGCCCUGGCAGUGCAUUUGCAAGGACGGCUGGGACGGGAAACUGUGCGAUACAGAUGUUCGGGCUUGCAUCUCAACCCCCUGUGCCAACAACGGGACCUGCAUGAACCUUGACGAUGGCCACUACGAAUGCUCCUGCGCCCCUGGAUACUCAGGAAAGGACUGUCAGAAAAAGGACGGGCCCUGUGUGAUCAAUGGUUCCCCCUGCCAGCACGGAGGCACCUGCGUGGAUGAUGAGGGCCGGGCCUCCUAUGCCUCCUGCCUGUGCCCCCCUGGCUUCUCAGGCAAUUUCUGUGAGAUCGUGGCCAACAGCUGCACCCCCAACCCGUGCGAGAAUGACGGCGUCUGCACCGACAUUGGGGGCGAUUUCCGCUGCCGAUGCCCGGCUGGCUUCAUCGACAAGACCUGCAGCCGCCCGGUGACCAACUGCGCCAGCAACCCGUGCCAGAAUGGGGGCACCUGCCUGCAGCACACCCAGGUGAGCUACGAGUGUCUGUGCAAGCCCGAGUUCACAGGCCCCACCUGUGUCAAGAAGCGUGUGGUGAGCCCCCAGCAGGUCCCCCAUGUGCCCAGUGGCUAUGGGCUGGCCUACCGCGUGACCCCCGGGGUGCACGAGCUGCCAGUGCCGCAGCCCGAGCACCGCAUCCUGAAGGUGUCCAUGAAAGAGCUCAACAAGAGUACCCCUCUCCUCACCGAGGGCCAGGCCAUCUGCUUCACCAUCCUGGGCGUGCUCACCAGCCUGGUGGUGCUGGGCACCGUGGGCAUCAUCUUCCUCAACAAGUGCGAGGCCUGGGUGUCCAACCUGCGCUACAACCACAUGCUGCGCAAGAAGAAGAACCUGCUGCUGCAGUACAACAGCGGGGAGGACCUGGCCGUCAACAUCAUCUUCCCCGAGAAGAUCGACAUGACCACCUUCAGCAAGGAGGCUGGCGAGGACGACAUCUAAGCAGCAUCCCCACAGCCCCUCUAUAUUCUCGGGGUCCCGCAGAGCUCACUGUAUGCGGUCUGUCCUAAUCUUUGUGGUGGAGUUUGCUGUAUUUUGUGUCGAAUCUGGUGAACGCUGUGCCUACAUAUAUUUGUGUUGCUGUGUGGCAAAACGCAAUGCUUUAAGAAUCCUCUUUCUCUCUAUUAAUGCAUGAUAAAAAAAAUGAUAAUAAUAAGACUUUGAUCUUUAAACAAGUAAAAGAAAUAAGUAUGUUAUUCUAAACUCUAAACUUAAUGAAAUAUCAAAAAAGACCAAAAAAAAACAAGGCAACAAGACCAGGGCUCCGUGCCGACGUCCCUCUCUGAGGGGUCUUGGCCACAGGGUCCUCGUGUAACCAUUA